Molecule: messenger RNA, 449 nt
Organism: Carica papaya (papaya)
Lineage: Eukaryota; Viridiplantae; Streptophyta; Magnoliopsida; Brassicales; Caricaceae
Product: large ribosomal subunit protein eL29z
Biological process (GO): cytoplasmic translation
Cellular component (GO): cytosolic large ribosomal subunit; ribosome
Molecular function (GO): structural constituent of ribosome
Source: RefSeq, a predicted model, not a curated record
UUCUCGCUUGCCUCUCUUCUCAGCAGUCGUCGGCGGAGUCGCGCUCUCUCCAUUUUCGUCAGAGAUGGCAAAGUCGAAGAAUCACACAGCUCAUAACCAAUCCUACAAGGCUCACAAGAACGGGAUAAAGAAACCUAGGAGGCACCGUCACGCCUCCACCAAAGGAAUGGAUCCGAAGUUUCUGAGGAACCAGAGGUACGCAAGGAAGCACAACAAGAAGAGCGGCGAGACGGCAACUGAAGAAGAAUAGAGAUGGAGAAAUUUUUUAGCUAACUAGAAUUGUUUUUUAGCUUUCGCUGGUUUAUUUACUGUCUAGUUAUAUGAUUUAACUAGAUUUCUCUGUGUUGUUAUUUUUCUUCUCUCAAAUUUACAACGUUUGUGGCCGUGUGCACUGUGUUAAAACCGAUGUUUGCAAGAAAUCUCAGGACAUGAAUUUUACAAUUUUGAUA